Molecule: messenger RNA, 1906 nt
Organism: Pseudo-nitzschia multistriata
Lineage: Eukaryota; Bacillariophyta; Bacillariophyceae; Bacillariales; Bacillariaceae
Source: the annotation of a GenBank genome assembly
CUAUUACGUACGGUGGUGCGUACGAGUUGUACCAUUCCAACCAGCUUUUUGCUGAAAAAACAAAAAGCAACAUCUUCAUGAUUCAUGAUAACUUAUCAACAAAUUCCUCUGUAUGGUAGACGCUGCAGUAAUCUACACUAGAAUGGUCAACCGCGUGUAUUGCCAGCGGAUUAAUGCCACAGGAUGAAGCCUAAGAAUGAUAACUUCAUCAAAAAGAAGAUAGUAUCUGUGUUGGUUCUUCAUUACGUGCUGACUUGCUGGUCGCUUUCCCUAUCUUACCAAACCAAGUUACUUGUACGACAGAUCCGGUCGCAGCCAAACAAUGUGACCCAUACACUGAAUGUCAUAGCCCAGAUAGACACCAAGAACGAUGCCGAACAUGUUCAGAAACCCAUAGGUCCUGUAAAUUUUGAUAAGGGCUUCUCAAACGUUAUCGUGGCUGCUCUAAGAGUGUGCGGCAAUGCGAACAAGCACGAGUUAGCCCUGGAACUUUACAAGAAGUAUCCUUCAGAAUCCGCCCGCGCCAUGAUGAUAUCGGUGUUGGGAGGCUCUGGUCAACUUGCAAAAGCGGUGGAUCUUCUAGAGGAUAAUUUUUGCCCCCCGACCGCAGCGAGUUUCAAUGCUGCAAUUGCUGCCUGUGGAAAGGCCAAAAAUUGGGAACUAGCCCUCGAUAUUUAUCAAAACAAAUUACCGAAGCAACAUUCAUCGACUCUUAGCACAAACGCACUGUUGACAGUUUUGGCGAAGUGUCGCAAGGGAGUACAGGCGCUUGAGAUUCUUCACGAAAUGGUUCCUUCACCAACCAACUCAUCUGCCGGUUGCGAUAGCGUCACUUACUCGUUGAUCAUCAGUGCAUUGGUUCGCUCGAAUAUGCUCGAUGAGGCCACUAAGAUUCUCGAAAGCUUGGAACACCCAACGCACAAUUGCAGCGCAAAAAGUAUCGAAGCGAUGAAUGACAUGGUGUUGUCGGCAUAUAGCCAACGUUCCGAUUGGAGUGGCAUGGAACGCUUGGAACGAAUUCGUCAGAAAAAUAAUGGCCUUGUACACAACCAAAAACUUGAAAAUUCAAAACUUGUAACACCAAUCAUUCAAAGCGACUACCGCUUUCACAAAUGGGAGGGUAUAAGAAAAGUGGGUAAAGGUAAAGAAUCCUAUUGGAUGAUAGGGACAUAUCUGGACAGGAUUGAUGGCAUGAACGUCACAAUCGGUUUACGCCCGCAUCGCAAUCCAUCGAGAAACGGAAUUCAACUCCUUUUCUUUGAGAAUGCCUUCGAGGAUGAGACACAGUCUUGGACACAGCAGAAAAUUGGGUUCCUAUUGAUGAAAAAUAACGCGAAUGAUCGAACAAGUUCACUUUUGGGAAUGUUUUUAAAACCAACGAAGCGCGGUCGCGGUAUCUCCAAAGUUUGUCUAUCUUUGUGGAUUUGGCUCUGUCUAAAAGCUUCGAUUGUUCCUGUCACAGGAAUCAUUCAAAAACCUUUAUUAGCACUGAUCUUGCAACACACUUUUGGAUAUACUGGUCCCACCGAGAGCGAUGCACAUGGCGGUGUUUUGGUAGAGCUCUCCAAAGAUUCAGAAGAUCCAGACUGUGUAGUUCUUUCUCCAUUAAAUGGUAAAAGUCUUGAAGGAGCAUUUGGGCCUUGGGACAUGAAGCGCCAGAACAUCAAAAUUACUUCGCAACAGCUCUCAGUUAGAGGAAGGGUUGUGAGGAUUGGAUGUAAAUUGUAUCCUCCCUCAGAUCUUAUGAAUCUAAAGGUUGUUUGCGAUGAAUUCUUAACAGCAGAUUGUUGGGAAUGUGACUUGACCUCAAAAAUAAUCGACAAUGUUCUCUUAGGCAAGACAAUGUAACUUACAUUUAGAGAUUCAGUUUUUAUGGAUACGAAAACAAUGAAAAUAUACUUUUACU